AUGCCGCCCCGAGAGGACGGGUCUGUCUUGGUCGGAGACAUCGCAUAUUCUACCGAGGAAUGGGAAAGUUUGCUCGCUAAAAACUUAGAUUCACUGAAGAAACUUUGGCCAAAAACUAACGGAGUAGUGAAUAUUCCCUACAAGAUAUCGAAUCCGGAAGUAAGCACGGCUAAGCUGAAGGGGGCGUUCAGUGCGUGGGAGUCCAAGACGUGUGUUAAGUUCUCUAAGAUGGCCAAGUCUGACAAAUACAUGGAGUACCUUGACUUUGUGAUCACGGGAACAACGUGUUCCUCCAACAUUGGCUACACGAAGGGCAAAAUUACUUCUGUCAAUCUACCUAGCUCAUGUUCCUUCAAGGCAUUUAAACACGAACUUGGCCACUCCACGACUGGUUGAAGGCCUGCAAGCAAGAGUCAGAUCCCUGCAAGAACGGCGGCUACACGCGGAAGGACUGCAGCUGCGCGUGUCCACUGGGCACGUCUGGCGACAAGUGUGAGAAUCUCGACAUGAACUACAAUGAUGCCAUGGCGAAGAAGCUCUCCUAUUAUACCGCGAUCAUCAAGACCUCAGGAGCAAAAGUCACCUCGCCUGACUACCCAAAACCAAGUGGAAUGGGAA
This is a messenger RNA of Hyalella azteca, 618 nucleotides long. RefSeq names its product protein SpAN. Gene Ontology annotation, molecular function: zinc ion binding; metalloendopeptidase activity. Lineage: Eukaryota; Metazoa; Arthropoda; Malacostraca; Amphipoda; Hyalellidae. The record is from RefSeq and is a predicted model, not a curated record. Gene Ontology annotation, biological process: proteolysis.